Molecule: messenger RNA, 1376 nt
Organism: Photinus pyralis (common eastern firefly)
Lineage: Eukaryota; Metazoa; Arthropoda; Insecta; Coleoptera; Lampyridae
Product: pinopsin-like
Exons: 6
Coding region: 132-1073 (313 amino acids)
Biological process (GO): G protein-coupled receptor signaling pathway
Cellular component (GO): membrane; photoreceptor outer segment
Molecular function (GO): G protein-coupled receptor activity
Source: RefSeq, a predicted model, not a curated record
CCACCCGAUUCCGCGAUUCUCUAUUAGUAGUAAAGUUCAUGUUACAUGAAAAUGACUAAUGAAUAUUGCGAUUAUGUAACGUUUGAUUUAUUAAGUCGAGCGUUACCAGACCGUUCCUGUCCAAACGAAACAUGAAUGCGAACAAUACUUUACGAAGUGAUCCAGAAAAAUUUGGGGCUUACGUUGCUGCUUCUGUUGUAUUAUCGGUGAUUGGAUUGCUCGGAUUUACUUUAAACUUAAUUGCAAUUAAACUUAUGUGGAAGGAGAAGCAUGUAUGGACAUCAGUUAAUGUAAUUUUGUUUAAUUUAGUCUGCGCCGAUUUUCUUGUUGCCUUACUUGGGAUACCUAUGAGUACAGCCGCAGCGAUCGCUCAUAAAUGGAUAUUUGGUUCCAUCAUGUGCACAGUUUAUGGAUUUUUUAUGUCCCUUUUAGGUAUCACCGCGAUCACAACCUUAACAGCUUUGUCAUUCGAAAGAUAUCUUAUAAUAAUGAAACCGCUUAGGAAUGCAAAGCUGUCCCGAUCCGGAGCAUGGACAUUGCUCUUGAGUAUUUGGUUGUAUUCGUUCGUCUUAACUACCCCGCCCUUAAUAGGUUGGGGUGACUACAUCAAUGAAGCGGCCAAUAUAAGUUGCUCUGUAAAUUGGGAGGAACAAGGCUUCAAUGUGAAAAGCUAUAUUAUAUUUCUCUUUGUAUUUGGAUUGGUGUUGCCAUUAAUAGUAAUUGGAUUCAGCUACAUCAGCAUAAUUAUUCGACUGAAGCAACAAAACUUACAAUCCGGCCAGGUAAAGCAGUCUGAAAAACGAGUAACCAUAUCCAUAUUCGUAAUGAUCGUGGCAUUUCUAACCGCCUGGAUGCCGUACGCCGUGAUGGCUCUAGUUGCACAAUUUGGUGCAAAAAACAGCAUUACACCAGCAAUGGGAGUGAUUCCAGCCAUCCUUGCGAAAAGUAGUGUAUGUUACAACCCCGUCAUUUAUGUCGCCUUUAAUACGCAGUUUCGCCACUCAUGGAUGCAAAUGUUCUCGAAAGCGCGUCGUAGGGAUACUGGAAGGACUACAAAUGUGACAACCCUCUAAUGUUUUUAUAUUUAAAUGUAAACAUAAUGUACGAAGUAUAGUUUAUUUUUGUAAAUUUUCUUAUUUAGUAACGUUGAAUGAAAUUAUCUGAAAUGUAGCUUUUCUCUACAGAAUUGACAUACUAAAAUCUUUCAAAACAAGAUAAAUUAAUUUUUGAAAUUAAAGACAAAAAUUGUCAGACUAGUUUUAUGGGUGACGUGUUCUGUUCCGUUUCACUACCACCUCCAUUCAGCUAUAUUUUAGGGAUUUAUGUUUAAAUAGGGUAGGUAUAUUAUUAUUAUGUUAUAUCUGUAUUAUAUUUGU